AAUUACUUUCUGGUCGUAAAAGAGGCAAGACAAAAUAGAGAUUUGUUUUCCCCAGCAUUUGAGGUGGUCAAUAAUUAGCUUGAAGCUUGAUGGACCCCACCAUCCUCUCUCUUAGUGCACCCACAUCCACAUUCUUCCAUCCAAUCCAUUCUCAGUUUGUUUGUUUCUUCAGGCACACCCUCAACAGCCACAGAAGUACUGGGUCAAGACCUCACAAAAUAGCUCAGUACCUUACUUACUCAAACUUUUAUCAACCAUAUUGAAUUCAAUCACUGGCUCUUGAAUCGGAGCUACACCAUCAAUGCCAGGCACUAUCAAGGUUUCAGUUCUGGAGUUCAAGGACCUUCCAUCUUCAAUCCCACCUUCAUCAAUGUUGACGAAGGUUACGAUGGGGAAAAGAGAGUAUCAAACUCGGGACAAGGGGGACUUCUCUUUCCCAUUAACAGCCCUUCGCGACAAUGUGACUAUUACAAUUCAGGAUACCGAGGGUAAUGAAAUGUCACAAACAGUUGUUCAAAUCAUGUCGGUUGUGGAAAGAGGUUCAUGGGAUGAGUUUAUCUCCCUUGAAGGAGGGGGAAAUGUGCGUAUGAGGUUGCAGUUUGUUCUUAGCGAAGACGAGCGCAAUCAAGUUCGUACCAUGAGAGAAUCUGCAAUGAAGAAGAAAAGUGAUGAACUGCUCAGUAAGAGUCUCAGACGUACUGAAACUGCUAGUACCACUGGUGAUACCGUCACAUCAUCUUUGGGCAUCAACCAUGAGGUCUCAGAUUCAAAAAGAAGUGUUGCCCAUAGCCAAGCAUUGAGCAUUGGAGAUCCACCCAUGCGAGUUGGAGAUGGAGGAACUUCUUUUGACGAGAGACAAAUUGAGCCAAAUGAUACAGAUGAAAGUGAAGAGACUUCAUUGGCGGCCUCCAUGUCAAAAAGCCUAGAACUGGAUCUUGGUGUUUUAAGUAGGAAAUCAAAGCAGAAUAUUGAGACUAAGUUACAACAAGUUGGUCUUCCCAAAAGACCGGUUUUACUUCAAGAACCUACAUCUGCUACGAAGAAGAGUUUAGUUUCUUCCAAGCUGAAGAUGUUUCAGGCUGAUCAACCAGAGAAGCAGGAUCCCCUUGGGAAAACUCCUAGCAAUGAUAUCAGACCUGGUAUUAAACCACCACCAGCAGUGAAAUUGCAAUCUAAGGAUCCAAAAUUGGAGGAUUUAGCUAGGCCAAGAAAGACAACUUCUGAAAUGCUCAAGAAGCCUUCUCUAUUUGGGGAGUCGCAAAGAAUCCAGAAAUAUGAAAUGAAAAGGGAAGAGCAUAUUGGUUUUGGUAAAGAUUAUAAUGGGGAUCAAAUUUCGGAAGUUAUCAGGAAGCCAGUCAAGCUGACUUCUGAAAUGCUCAAGAAUCCUUCUGUAAUUGGGGAAUCACAACAAAUCCAACCAUACAAAGCGAAAAAGGAAGAGCAUAUUGCUUCUGAUAUUGAUUUAAAUUGGUGCAAAUGGUCUCAGGAUGCUGGGCAGUUGGAGGAGCCAAGUACCACACAUAUACGAGUCAAAGAAAAUGAAUCAGUUACGAAGCCAAAGGGAGGUUUGGGGAGGUCAGGGGAGGUCCAACAAAUACAUACAUACAAAGCGAAGAGAGAAGAGUAUUUUGGUUUUGAUGAAGACUUAAAUAGGAGCAAAUCAUCUCUGGACACUAGGCAGUUGAAGGAGCCAAGUAUCGCACAUAUCCAAGUAGAAGAAACCAAAUCAAUUGUGGAGAAUGAAUCGAGAAAGAGCCCAAAUGAUUUGGAAGGAACGUCAGCGGUUGAAGCAGCUACAGUCGUGGAGAGGCAUGGAAGUGGAAUUUGCUCUACUUAUUCCAAUCGAAUAGAUAUCCAAGGGGUUUCAGAGGAUAAGUUGGAAUCAGCAACUUUAUUUGAAAAUGAAGAUUUUACUUGUGAAAGCUCUGAUGCCUGGAUAUUCCCAGAUCACGUGAGGCGCUUGUGUAUAACUACUGGAAGCAUAGAAGUAGAAUCAGGUUUAGUUGAAGGUUUUCGAAUCCAAGAAAGGACACCUGAAGGAAGAAACUGUUUUUCAUUGCCAGAACAUGUGGAAAAGCCAAAUAUUCAACCUGGAGAUUGCGAUGUGUUGAAUAAUGGUGACGAGAUUUCUGAUGAGCUGAGAACAACACAGCUUGAUAAUUCUGCCCAAGUUGAAUCUUCUAAUGGACCACUUGGACAGGCAGUAAAAGUUGCAAUAAUGGUAGCUUUUGGAGUACUUGUUUUUUUUACAAGACAAAGAAAACACAGGUCUGCUUGCUAUUCUCAUAUAAAUGACUAUUGCAUAGUUUUCUUGAACUAUCUGGUAUUAGGAUUGUACCGAAUGUGGAUCCACCUAACUCCAAAAUAGACUCCGUAAGCAAAAGAAUUCAUUUAGUUUUAAGGAAGCAUAGGAGACAUUUAUUUCUUGCAAGUUGCGACAGGUAUUUGAGGACCUUUUCUAGCGAUUCUUUUUUUUAGUAGUGGCAGUGCAAAUGAAUUGUUCAGUCUGUGCAUACACAGACUUGUGAGACCCACGUCCAGCUGACGGUUUUAACUUGUAUAUGGCAACUACCCGCAAAAGAAAACGAAAAAAAUUAAGAACUUGUAAGCCAAAAGCACCUUCAAAUUCCCUCUUUGUGAUAUUGCAGAUAAGAUCUUGGGGAUUAGAUGCAACUGUCUCUUAACUGCCAAUGCUAAGAAUGCUGCUGGUCUUGGGAUCUACAGCUAUCAUCCUCAGUGCUGGAUCAAAUAUGCUGUAUCCACUUAAUUCUUUUUGUUACCUGUGAUAAAGCAUGUACAAACAGGCCUUCAUGAUCGAAAAUUAUGAUCUCUGUUCUAAAUUUUGCAAAUGUAAGGUGAAUUACAAUCUCUGUUGUAGAUUUUCAGAUGACCACUUUUUGUAUUGGAUAGCAUUUAUUGGUCUGAUCAUAAAGCUUUUUUGGAGGUCUUGAUAUGUGCAUCAUAACUCCAAAAAAUUAGGUUGAUCGGGCAUCAAUAUUCAUUUCAAUGAAACAAUAUUUGUUAAAUAAGACUAGAAUCAUUGAAUA
Messenger RNA from Rhododendron vialii, 3047 nucleotides. RefSeq lists its product as uncharacterized. NCBI's taxonomy places the organism in Eukaryota, Viridiplantae, Streptophyta, Magnoliopsida, Ericales, Ericaceae. The transcript is spliced from 11 exons. The record is from RefSeq and is a predicted model, not a curated record. The coding region runs from base 302 to 2368 and encodes 688 amino acids.